Syngnathus acus (greater pipefish) is the source of this 2689-nucleotide messenger RNA. It is a transcript of the gene rufy1, whose product is annotated as RUN and FYVE domain containing 1. Lineage: Eukaryota; Metazoa; Chordata; Actinopteri; Syngnathiformes; Syngnathidae. Gene Ontology annotation, cellular component: cytoplasm. The transcript is spliced from 17 exons. The coding region runs from base 57 to 2189 and encodes 710 amino acids. Gene Ontology annotation, molecular function: metal ion binding. The record is from RefSeq and is a predicted model, not a curated record. Gene Ontology annotation, biological process: regulation of endocytosis; protein transport.
UUAAUGACUGUGUGACGUGUCACGUGAUUAUUCUGCAAAAAAGGAGGGGGGCAAACAUGGCCGACGAGUUGGGAGAAGUAAACACAAAUGCAGAAGAUGGCGAUAUGCAACAAGAGCAAGAGGUCGCCAAACUUUCAAACACGGAGAUUGACGACAAUGCCUGCGACAACAACGCUCUCGGCCCGACUGAGAGGUCGCCGUCGGAGAGCAGCUGGUCGGCUCCUCUUUUGUCGCUGGCUCGCAAGGCCACCGAGACACUUAGUAGCGGGGUGAGCUACGCUUCUGUCCGGAGGAACUCUACUGAGAACACCGUGGCACAAAAAGAGCCCGAAACUGAUUCAACCUACACUGGAAAGAAGCUUCCAGUGCUUGCUCCCAAAGACCCGAUGGCAAUAGAAAGAGCCAAUCUUCUCAGCAUGUUGAAGCUCAGCAUCAAGGUUUUAAUCCAAUCCUCACUAAGUUUGGGCAGGACGCUGGACUCCGAGUACCCGCCCUUGCAGCAGUUUUUCUUAGUCUUGGAGCACUGCCUCAAACAUGGGCUAAAAGCCAAGAAGUCCUUCAUCAGUCAGAACAAAUCCAUUUGGGGACCCCUGGAACUGACAGAGCGGUUGUGUCCAGAAUCUGCCAACAUAGCCACAAGUGCCAGAGACAUGCCCGGCAUCAAGACUGGUUUGGGGAAAGGAAGGGCGUGGCUGCAUUUAGCGCUCAUGCAAAAGACAAUGGCUGACUAUAUAAAAGCUUUGUUGGACUGCAAAGAUCUCCUCAGUGAGUUUUAUGACCCUGGGGCCCUGAUGAUGGAGGAGGAAGGAGCGGUGAUGGGGGGGCUGCUUGUGGGCCUCAAUGUACUCGAUGCAAACCUUUGUAUUAAAGGAGAAGAUCUGGAUUCUCAAGUGGGAGUCAUUGACUUCUCCCUCUACCUGAAAGACUCUACAAGCACUGAGACCCCGAAAGAUAACGCCAAAAUGACCGCCAUCUUGGAUCAGAAGCAUUACAUUGAAGAAUUGAAUCGUCACCUCAGUGGCACCGUUACAGAUCUUCAGGCCAAAAUGGACUCCCUGGAGAAAACCAACAGCAAACUUGUAGAAGAGCUGGCGGCUGCGACAGACAGAAUCAACGCUCUGCGUGAAGAACAGGAACAGCUGAGACAAGACAACGAGCUGAUCUUGCUGGCCAGUCAGAAAAAGGAAGAGGCAGUACUUCAGGAUAGCCAGGUGGAGCUGGAGACGUACAGACAAACCCGGCAAGGCCUGGAUGAAAUGUAUAAUGUUGUGUGGAAGCAGUACAAGGAAGAAAAGCGCAUUCACCAGGAGUUGGAGCGAGAGCUGGAGCUGCAGUUGGGGCUGAAGCAGGAGAUGGAGAUGGCCAUGAAGCUGCUGGAGAAAGACUCGCACGAGAAACAAGACUCACUGGCUGCCUUGCGACUCCAGCUGGACCAAGUCAAAACUCUGAACCUUCAAAUGUUCAACAAAGCACAAGAUUUUGAACGAGAGGCGGCCAAAAAACAGGCAGAGGCUGAACAGCUGGAGCAUAAGAUGGACGACAUGGCAAAAGCCAUGACAGAGCUAGAGCUGAGGCUUCAGAAUUCCGAAAGGGAUCGAGAGAAGAGCGACCAAUCAGAUAAAGACUUGAGGGUUGAGCUGGAGGCAAAAGUGAGCGCUCUUGAAAAACAACUGAGUGACCUGGACGCGCUCAGGGUGGGCUUGGAGAAGGACCUUGUGGUUGAACGGGAACAGCGACAAGGCCUUCAGAAAAGCCUCCAGAGGGAGCAGGACAACAGUGCUGAGCUUCGCACGCAACUGCAACAACUCCAAGGCCUGCACGCUGAGCUGCAGGAUCUGAAAGAGGAGAAACGGCAGCUGCAGCAGAUGUGUGAGCAACAAGAGCAGGCUUUGCAAGAGAUGGGGCUGCAUCUCAGCCAGUCUAAACUCAAGAUGGAGGAUUUUAAGGAAGUUAACAAAGCCCUGAAGGGCCAUGCCUGGUUAAAAGAUGACGAGGCCACGCAAUGCAAGCAAUGCCAAAAAGAGUUCUCCAUCUCACGAAGAAAGCACCACUGCAGGAAUUGCGGCGAUAUUUACUGCAGCACUUGUUCCAGUAACGAGCUGGCCUUACCUUCGUAUCCUCGUCCCGUGCGGGUUUGUGACAUGUGUCACUCCUUGUUGCUGCAGAGGAAUUCAUCCAAAUCUUCUUGACACAACACUGCUCCGCCACCAUUUGGCUCUCACACCGCACAGACACGGGUUUCACCACGUUUGUUCAUGAAUGUCCAAUUUGGGGUAGAUCUGAACUUGCACCUGAAAUUCAGGAACAUCCAUGUAUGCAUGGUAUGCAUUACUGUAAUUAUACUUUUCUGGGGGGCGGGGGUUAACUGUCAAGUUGGCCAGGACUGAAUGAACUCUUAUUGUCAGCUUUUCUAAUAUGUAGGUAUGCUGAGGUUCCACAAAGUUUUUUUUUUUUUUUUUUCUUCCAGAAUUCUUUUUAUUUUUCACAUUGCAAUGCACUGCAGUAGCUAAGUUUACGUCGGUCCUCUUGCAUCUUUGCAAAUAGUGUAUAGAAAGAUGAAAAUGAAAUAUAUUUUAGAAUGUAUUAACUUUGUGGUGGAUUGUGUACACGAGCUGUUUUCUAUAAUCUGGAGAACGACACAUUUUUAACUUGAUAAAGAAUGAAUAAAAUUUGCAAUGUUUUCAUGACA